AUGGAUAAUUCCCGCCCCCCAGGAGAGCUGGAGGCGAAGCGGCAAUCCGAAUGUUUCAACAGAUAUUUGAACAGGAUGGUGAAAGGUCGUUGGACAUACAUGUGUUUCCUGCAACACAGACCUCCGGAGUCUAGGGUCUAUGGAACUGAACGGACCGUCCUAGAUUGCAAGAGCCCGAUCUGCAGCAGGACGUUUGAUUCAAGUCAAUAUUGCGUUUCCAUCCGCCCACCGAUGUUCGGCUCAUCUACCAUUCUACCAAAUUAUUAUCACGUACCAUGCUUUGCACAGCUUGCCAACCUGACUUACCUACCACACCUUCAUCGACUGUGGCCGCUCAACCGUUUCACAUGGCGCCGAGCAGACAUAGCAAUAAACUCCCCAGAAGACUCGAGCUACAGGACUAAGGAUCGAUUUCUUGACGUCGGUGCGGAACACCUCCUACAAGAACUGAAGUGGAGGUAUUACAGUCGGUGUAUAAUCAAGGCGGGAGUGACUGAGGCUGCUCAGCUGAUCCAGGCGGGUAAUAUGGACACUGCAAACACAACAAUCCCGGCUGUUUCCAACGAAGAACAACAACUCUUGACAGCUCCAAUCGAUGUGAGCAGGGAAAGGAACCUGUUUGACAUUUACCUACCCAACAUCGGCCUUGCCGACACUAUAACCAAAAGUGACAUUGAUUUUUCAAAAAUCUUGACACACUGGGAAUAUACAUCAUCCAGGUACAGAUUCGAAGAAAACGACGAUGUUCGUGAAGCUUUGGAAGGCUUAGGUUGUCAACCAAAUUCAAGCAACUUUUACGAUGAAUAUGUCGAUUGGACUGCUGUGAAUGGGGCAUACAACCCCGAGGAACCCUUACCUGUGGAAAUGGUUGAAUGGUCCAAACGAUUCAGUAACUAUGUUGAUGAACCGGUCCGGUUGGCUUUCUCGUCGGCAAAUGGCGAGGAAAGCGAGGACAACGAUGAUACCAUGGAUGACGAGGGCAGCGAGGAUGUCAUGGACAGCGUAGAAAGUGAGCACAGCGGAGAAAGUGAGCACAGCGAGUAUGUCCAGGACGAUGAGGAUAGCGACGAGAGUGAGAUCCAAGUGAAUGAUAGUAGAGGAUGCCAGUGGCUUACCGGAAGACCCGCUGAAAAACGCCUCUUUCGCUACCGAAUUUGUACUCGUCUCUUGUGGUUCGUUCUCACGGCCAAGUUUCCCGGUUAG
Fusarium venenatum is the source of this 1203-nucleotide messenger RNA. RefSeq lists its product as uncharacterized. Lineage: Eukaryota; Fungi; Ascomycota; Sordariomycetes; Hypocreales; Nectriaceae. The record is from RefSeq and is a predicted model, not a curated record.